AUGACGAAAUCGUAUUCCAUUGAGUGGCUCUCCCAAAGCUAUCACUCCACAUCGACAGGGAAGGAGAGUGUAGAAGAUAAAAUGGCAACAACUUUCAAACCGCAUGUACCUUGCUUGGCUCAGCCUCGUCCACCAACAGCAUUCUGCAAAGAGUCUCUACAACCAAAAGCAAAUAAUAUGAAGAAAUGUUUGAAGAAAUAUAUCGAGGAGAAAAGAAUUGAUUCGCCUUCACCUUCCAGUCUGUUCCACUCGUGUUCUCCAACACUUUCAGAAAGCAGCGGAGAGUCAUCUGGUUAUGAAAGCGAAACUGUUCCAUCAGAAGCCACCUCUGUCGAGGGAGAAGACGGUAGAGGUUAUUCCGGUGCUCAUCGAAGAAUGCGAACGAAAUUUACAUCAGAUCAAAUGUACAAACUGGAGAACACUUUCAAUAAGAACAAGUAUUUGGGUGCUUCCGAGAGAUUGAAAGUGGCAGCAAAACUACACCUUUCUGAAACUCAGGUGAAAACGUGGUUCCAGAACCGAAGAAUGAAACGAAAGCGUGAGGUGCAAGAUCUGCGUCCAGACUUCUUGAGCCCCGCUCUAAUGCCUCAGAUGAUAUACCAGCCCGUUUCUUCUUUCCAGGACUUCAGCUACCCUGUGCAGCAGCUUGCAGUUCCCAAUGACACUGCAGAAAACCUGGCAGCACACUAUCUCUACCCAUCCCUCAUCCAGCAGGUGCCUCUGCAACAAAUGGCAUUCCCUCAGCCACCACUUCACCCUAUGCUGCUGGCGUCACAAUAUUAUUAA
Acipenser ruthenus (sterlet) is the source of this 786-nucleotide messenger RNA. Its product is annotated as homeobox protein vent1-like. Lineage: Eukaryota; Metazoa; Chordata; Actinopteri; Acipenseriformes; Acipenseridae. Gene Ontology annotation, biological process: regulation of transcription by RNA polymerase II; cell differentiation. Gene Ontology annotation, molecular function: DNA-binding transcription factor activity, RNA polymerase II-specific; RNA polymerase II cis-regulatory region sequence-specific DNA binding. Bases 1 to 786 code for a protein of 261 amino acids. Gene Ontology annotation, cellular component: nucleus. The transcript has 3 exons. The record is from RefSeq and is a predicted model, not a curated record.